AUGGGUGGCCGACCAUUUGAUGUACCUAUUCCAGAAGAACCUAAGGCUCCAUUCCCCAUUAUCACAGAAUAUUGUGAUAUCGUAUGUGGGUUUGGUCGUGGAUCCACUGAUUUAGGUAUUCCAACCGCUAAUGUUGAAAUUGAGGAAGUCCCACCAAGAAUGAAUCUAUUAGACCUAGGUGUAUACUUUGGGUUUGCCCAUUUAGAAAAAGUGGAUAAGGAACUUACUCAUGUUAAUCGAAAGGAUGGGCAGAAAGUAGCUUAUAAUUAUGGGAGCCAUCUAACCGAGGAGAAUGGUGAUUUGGAUAUUCUUCCCAUGGUUCUAUCCAUUGGUAGAAACCCCUUCUAUGGUAAUGAUUUUAAGACUAUAGAAUUGCAUAUUCUUCAUGAUUUUACUGAUAAUUUUUAUGGUGCUAAAGUUAAAUUUAACAUUUUGGGCCAUAUCAGGCAAGAGUUAGAUUAUACAACAAAGGAGGCCUUGAUAAGAGAUAUAAACAUUGACAUUGAGAUUGCCCGUUCAACUCUAUUGAAAAAGUCUUAUCUUAAGUAUAAAGAAGAACUUAGAUGUUAG
Molecule: messenger RNA, 570 nt
Organism: Naumovozyma castellii
Lineage: Eukaryota; Fungi; Ascomycota; Saccharomycetes; Saccharomycetales; Saccharomycetaceae
Gene: FMN1
Product: riboflavin kinase
Exons: 1
Coding region: 1-570 (189 amino acids)
Source: RefSeq, a predicted model, not a curated record